This is a messenger RNA of Culex quinquefasciatus (southern house mosquito), 1190 nucleotides long. RefSeq names its product fasciclin-3. Gene Ontology annotation, molecular function: cell adhesion molecule binding. Lineage: Eukaryota; Metazoa; Arthropoda; Insecta; Diptera; Culicidae. The record is from RefSeq and is a predicted model, not a curated record. Gene Ontology annotation, biological process: cell-cell adhesion. Gene Ontology annotation, cellular component: cell-cell junction.
AUGCGGAAAUUUUGUGCAAUUUUGGUGGCGUUGCAAGCGGUCGCAGUUUGUAGUGCACUCAAUGUCGUCACCGUUCCAAACGGAAAUUUGGUCGCGAUCGAAGGAGAUCGAAAUGUAAAUUUGCUUUGCAAAAUUCCCGGUGGUCAGUCGAUCGAUUUUUGCAUAGUGAAAGUGCCAGGUGUGAGAGCUCCAUUUGCUAGCAGUGAUCGAUUGCCGGCUCCAGUCGCGGGAAUUUCUUUCUACGGCGAAGGUUGGAGCAAAGGAUCUUGCGGGAUAACUUUGGCCACGAUCAAGCCGGAACAUGAUGGAACCUUCGAGUGCACGUUGUCGGUCAAGGGACAGUCGUACAAGGGAUCGAUUGAGAUCAUGGUCCAAGGUGAAGCAGUCGCUCCAGAACCUCCAGUGAUCGAAAUCUCCAGCAACGUGGACGGAUCAAAUGGAGAGUUCGACUACGGCAAGCCACUGAUCGCGAGGUGCAUCUCUCGGCAAGGAUGGCCAGGUGCACGUCUGUCCUGGUAUCUGGACGGGACCAAGGCCGGAGAUCAACUUGGAGCAGCCUUCUCGGAAACUAAGGAUCGUCGCACGACGGUGCAGCAGUUCUUCCGGAAGCCGGUGGCCGUCGAGGACAAUCGAAAGCAGCUGGUCUGCCGUGCUGAACAUCCCAAGUACCCGCAAGGAUACGUUGAAGUUGCACUCCCGAUCAAACUGCGGAAAUCAAGCAACAGCGACAACGAGAUCAAGGUUGACAGCAAGGUCAGCAAGGUCCAACCGUCCGCACCUCGGCUGAUCGUCUCCAGUGACAUCAGUUCCCUCAAAGCCGGAUCAACCCUGGUGGUAGAAUGCAUCUCCGAAGGUGGACAACCGGCAGCCAGCUUCCUGUGGUUCAUGGACGAUCAGCUGAUCUAUGAAGGACUUUCUACGCCAUUCCUGACAAAAGAUUCCCGUGGUAGCAUCACCGUUCAGCAGGUUCUCCAGCGAACCCUGACGGCCAGUGACAACGGAAAGGCGCUGAUCUGCAAGGCGCGGCAUCCCAGUGGAGUUCAGGAAACCAGACUCAGACUGGCGGUGAACUAAGCUGUGAAAUGUUAGUUUGUAAGAUUAUUUUAUUCGAAUCUCUUACUUAGAAUUAAGCUUUAGACCCUUAAGUGUUUGGAUCGUUGACGAAGAUAAAAAUUGACUGAGUGAAAUGA